Messenger RNA from Trichoplusia ni (cabbage looper), 3250 nucleotides. RefSeq names its product UDP-glucuronosyltransferase 2B37-like. The record is from RefSeq and is a predicted model, not a curated record. Bases 110 to 3232 code for a protein of 1040 amino acids. The transcript has 17 exons. Gene Ontology annotation, molecular function: UDP-glycosyltransferase activity. NCBI's taxonomy places the organism in Eukaryota, Metazoa, Arthropoda, Insecta, Lepidoptera, Noctuidae.
AUUUGAUGUAUUAUUAAAGAGUGGACCUCUCAAUCGUAUUAAACGUGUUUAACGCACGUAAGUCCAAAGACGUUAUACGUUUUUAAGGUGGAUUAAAAAUAUAAACGAUAUGAGGCUGUUGGUAACGUGUUUGUUGCUGUUGGGCAUUGCGUUAUCAUGCGAGGCUUACAAGUUCCUGGUGGUGAUCCCCAUGCCGGCUCGGAGUCAUGGAAACCUUGGACAAGGGGUUGUCAGACAUUUGCUCAAAGCUGGACAUGAGGUUACAUACAUAUCUGCGAUACCAUACAAGAAUCCUUCUCCAAAAUACCGAAAUAUUGAUGUCAGCGCCUCAGUACAAUUGCCUGAGGAAUUAAUAAAUAUCAAAUCAAUCAUGAACAAAGAAGCACCAGAAAUGGAUCCAACAAUGUUAGUAUUCAUGAUGUCAAUGAUCAUAAAGAUGUACGUCGAAAGUAAAGAAGUUCAGGCACUUUUCACUAACCCAAAAGAGCAAUUUGAUGCAGUGAUCACUGAAUGGAUGUUUAGCGAUAUUCCUUCUGGAUUAGCAGCAGUAUUUGACUGUCCAAUGAUUUACUUAUCGACUGUGGAGCCACACUGGAGGAUAUUGAAAAUAGUUGAUUUGGCUACAAACCCCGCGUACGAUGUCGACGCAACCUCCACAUACUCUCCACCAUUGAACUUUUACCAGCGCGUAAACGAAUUGUGGAUUAGAAUAAAAUCAACUUUCUUAGAAACAUUCGUAACAGAUGCCGUUGAAAAACAAACAUACGAUGACUUGUUCGUUCCGAUUAUACAGAAGAGAGGUAGGAAGGCUCCAUCUUUCGAAGAGGUCAGGAAUAACGUGUCCUUGGUGCUGGGCAACUCUCACUUAUCCAUGGGAUUCCCCUCGAGUCAGCCUCAGAUCUACAAGUCCAUUGGAGGGUAUCACAUUGAGGACACUGUUGAUCCUUUGCCUAAGGACCUUCAAAGCUUAUUAGACAAUGCAAAGCACGGCCUCAUAUACUUCAGCAUGGGAUCAAACCUUAAGAGUAAGGAUUUGCCGAGAGAAGUGAAACAGAACCUUCUCAAGAUGUUGGGGACUUUGAAGCAGACUGUUCUUUGGAAAUUUGAGGAACCACUUCCUAACCUGCCCCCUAAUGUACACAUCGUGCAAUGGGCACCACAGCGAAGCAUUCUUGCUCAUAAAAACUGUGUCCUAUUCGUUUCACACGGUGGACUUCUAUCAACUACUGAAGCCAUUCACUUUGGAGUCCCGGUUGUUGGUAUACCAGUGUUUGCUGAUCAAUUUACCAACGUAUUAAGAUCUGAAGCCAAGGGAUUCGCAAAAAAAGUUGACCUGUCUUACACGAUGGAUGGACCUUUGAAAGCCGCUAUUGAAGAAGUCAUUAGUAAUCCUAGGUAUGCUGAAAAGGCAAAGGAGUUGUCUUUCAUUUACCACGAUCGGCCAGUAAAGCCGGGUGAUGAGCUAGUUCACUGGGUGCAGCACGUAGUGCGCACGCGCGGCGCCCCGCACCUGCGCGCUCUCGCAUACCACGUACCGUUGUACCAGCGCCUGUAUCUAGACCUAGUUGCCCUCCUUAUACUCGCUUACAUCAUCAUGAAGAUUUUAGUUAAACGAGCAUACAGUGCUGUGUUUUCGAAAAAUAAAUCUGAUAAAAAGAAAACUAAAAUGGCGUCAGCAAUAAAUUUGUUGCUGUGCUUCUUCAUACUAUCCACAUGUGAUGCGUUGAAGAUCCUGGUCAUCUACCCACUACCUUCAAAGAGUCACAGCAUCCUUGGUGAGGGUGUUGUCAGACCACUUUUGAAAGCAGGACAUGAGGUAACGUACAUUACUGCGUUUAAGUAUAAGGACCCGCCAGCUAACCUACGUGAAAUCGAUGUCAGCGAAACUUUUAAUUUUUUACCAUCUGCCCAAAUUAAUUUGAAGAAAAUUCUUGCUAGUGAAGUACCGUUGACGAUGCCUGGCUUAAUGAUUCCCCUCAUGAGAAGUCUCCAAGCGAAAUCACUUGAAUAUGACCAUGUCCAAAAGUUUUUAGGUGAUCCAAAUGAACAUUUUGACGUGGUAGUUGCUGAGUGGAUGACCGUUUACUUCCUAAAUGGCUUGGGACCAUUAUUCAACGCUCCGUUCGUCUGGGCGACAUCUAUGGAUGUGCAUUCACAUGCCAUCAGUAUGAUCGACGCUGCCCCUAAUCCUGCUUACACCACUGAUCUAUCAACUACUAGAUUUUUCCCAUUUUCAUUCCUUGAUCGUGUGGGAGAACUUAUGCAUAGGAUCACAGAUUUCGCGGAAGACUACAUGUACCAUGAGCCUGCGGAAGAGGAAUUGUACAACAGACUCAUUGCGCCGCUGAUCGCUAAGAAAGGACGUAAACCUCCUCCAUUCUCUGAUGUGCGAUUCAAUGCAUCCCUCGUUCUGGGCAACUCACACAUUUCUCUCGGUUCGAUUUACACUCUGCCACAAAACUAUAUACCCAUUGGAGGUUACCAUAUUGAUGAAAAUAUUGAACCACUAUCAAAGGAGUUAAAAACACUUAUGGAAAGUAAUAAGAAUGGAGUUAUAUAUUUUAGUAUGGGAUCAAAUUUGAAAAGUAAAGAUUGGCCGGAGGAUAUCAAGACAGGUCUCCUGAAGAUGUUUGGGAACCUGAAGCAGACUGUAAUCUGGAAGUUUGAAGAAGAUCUCCCAAAUGUGCCCAAAAAUGUUCAUAUCUUGAAAUGGGUGCCACAAACUAGCAUUUUGUCCCAUCCCAACUGCGUAGCAUUCAUCACUCAUGGUGGUCUCCUAUCAACAACAGAAACCGUCUUCUCCGGCGUACCUAUUAUCGGUGUUCCAGUUUUCGGUGACCAGCUUGUUAAUAUUCAAAUGGCAGCUAACCGAGGCCUUGGCUUGGGAGUGAAGCUGUCUUACAAAGUAGUUGAAGACCUAAAGGUUGCCAUCGAAGAAAUGGUCAGCAACCCAAGGUACAAAGAAAAGGCGAAGCAACAAUCGUUGAUAUACCACGACCGUCCCAUGAAGCCCGCGGACGAGCUGGUGUACUGGGUGGAGCACGUGGUGCGCACGCGCGGCGCCCCGCACCUGCGCUCGCCGGCGCUGCUGGUGCCGCUCUACCAGCGACUCUAUCUAGAUCUGGCUGCACUUGUAGUACUUUCUCUGAUUGCGCUUUUGUGCCUUUUAAGGUAUUUAAGUAACGCAGUAAGCUCGAAAUGUAAAGUAAAUAGUGAUAAGAAAAGAAAUUAAAUUAACGAUUAGUACAUA